This is a messenger RNA of Exophiala mesophila, 1257 nucleotides long. RefSeq lists its product as uncharacterized. NCBI's taxonomy places the organism in Eukaryota, Fungi, Ascomycota, Eurotiomycetes, Chaetothyriales, Herpotrichiellaceae. The coding region runs from base 1 to 1257 and encodes 418 amino acids. The transcript has 2 exons. The record is from RefSeq and is a predicted model, not a curated record.
AUGAAAGCUUCCUUGGUUUUUCUCACUCUGCUGUCGGCGCCCGUCAGUUUGGCCCAGGUUGUGCUACCGGCAGGGGUAACGACCCCCUUGGUAGAAACCUGUGGCCCUAGCGACAGUGCUAUCGUCUGCGUCAACAAAUAUGCCGCCGUCCUGCCCUACCAUUUUAAUCGCUCAAUCUCCACCAACAAAGAGUCUUAUGAUUUUCGCAAUACCACAGUUGGGAACGAUACGAGCUUUGGUCUACUCAGCAAUGCAUCAUUCGUCGUCUUUGACCGCGAACGAGGACUGCAACUCCUAGGCGAGAACCCAAGCUAUGAAUUUGUCUUUGAAGUCUCCGAAGCUGUGCAUGAAGCGCCAGUCUAUGCUCCAGAGCAGAACCUCCUUUUCAUCUCUGUCCUGGCGCCACCGAUCGGCCAUCUACCCCAACUCGUUGUCAACCUCAACGAUGACCCGCCCACUCUCAGCAACUACACCCCUAAUCCGCCGGUCUACGCCCCCAAUGGUGGUACAUUCCGCGAUGGUUUGAUCCUCUUUGCCGCAUCAGGAGGGGCCGACGAUCUUCCAGGCGGCGAGCAAAGGGUGUCCAUCCGGACGGUAGAUCCCGCCACGAAUGAAUCGGUCGUUCUCCUCAACAAUUACUACGGCUUCUACUUCAACAACAUUGAUGAUUUGGCAGUUCACCCUCAAUCCAGAGACAUCUUCUUUACAGAUCCUGCAUACAGCUGGUUCAACGCAUUGACCGACACUGCACCACAACUCCCUAUUGCAAGCUAUCGCUUCAAUCCUGACACUGGCGCUGUGUUCCUCAUCGACGACAGUCUUGAACAGCCCAACGGGAUCGCCUUCACGCCGGAUGGAAAGACCUUGUACAUCAGUGACACGGGUGCCGUGACGGGAACCAUCGACCCAGCCCUCGGCUCCCAAGGCACCACCUUCAACACGACAGGCAAGAGAGCCAUUUACGCCUGGGAUGUCUCCAACAACGGAACCCGAAUCUCCAACAAACGCGCCUUUUACCUUGCUCAAGACUGGGUUCCUGAUGGUCUCAAGGUCAGUCAAGAGGGCUAUGUCUUCACGGGGUCAGGACAAGGCGUCGACAUUCUCGACGAUGUUGGCCAACUACUCAUCCGCAUCCAAACAAACUACACCGUCCAGAACUUUGCAUGGACCGGUGAAGACCUCAACACAUUGUGGAUCAUGGGCAAUUAUGGCAUUAGCAAGGUUGAAUUCAAUAUCACCGGACAGAGGUUGACUUGA